AUGGCCUCUAUAGCCGAGAUGCUCUCUAGAAUAUCCUUGCUUCCUCCCACCAAUACUACCAACACCUCCCAAGCUCCUAGCUCUUCUAGCCUUCCUUCUCAACCUCUCCUAAACCCAAGGGGUAGCAUCAAUGCACUUAACUUGAGAAGUGGUACAACACUUGAGGAAGUUGAGCCCAAGCCUAUCAAUUUGGCGGAGGAUGUUCCAAAUGUAGAGGUUGAUGAAAUAAUAGAGUUAAAUGAAGAUGAAAAGGAGGAAGUUGCAAAGGAAGAAGAAGAACAAUUGAAGGCCAAGGAACCAAAGAGGAAGAACAACAUAGAGGAACAAAUUCCUAUACCUUUUCCAACGGUGGCCAAGAAGGCCAAGAAGCAUGAGGAGCUUGAUCCUAACAUAGUACAAAUUUUUAAGAAUGUCGAGGUGACCAUUCCACUCUUUGAUGCCAUAUAUCAAGUCCCAAAAUAUGUUAAAUUCCUUAAGGAUGUUUACAGUCACAAAGAGAAGAUUGUUGGACUAGGGAUGGAUCUAUUAGGUAAUUCUGUUUCUUCUGUGAUAGAUAACUUUCCUGAAAAAUAUAGUGAUCCCAGUCCUUGCUUGGUAUCUUGUAUGAUUGGUGAGAUUCAACUUAAGGAAUGCAUGUGUGACUUAGGGUCAUGUGUGAGUAUCAUGCCACUCUUAGUUGAGAAGUUGAACCUUGCACUGUUGAAGCGAUCCGGGGCUAGAUUUGUGUUAGCAGACAAGACUAUAAUUUUGGUUGUGGGUAUUGCUGAGAAUGUCUUGGUGAGAAUUUAG
Messenger RNA from Arachis ipaensis, 789 nucleotides. RefSeq lists its product as uncharacterized. Lineage: Eukaryota; Viridiplantae; Streptophyta; Magnoliopsida; Fabales; Fabaceae. The record is from RefSeq and is a predicted model, not a curated record.